Messenger RNA from Clonostachys rhizophaga, 1083 nucleotides. The record is from the annotation of a GenBank genome assembly. NCBI's taxonomy places the organism in Eukaryota, Fungi, Ascomycota, Sordariomycetes, Hypocreales, Bionectriaceae.
AUGUCAACUCCCCUGGGACUUGCCGUGAUCGGCACAAACUGGAUAAGCAACUCGUUUGUGCAAUCCAGCCACGAAAGCACAAAGUUCCACUUGAAGGCUGUUUACUCGCGCAGCAUCGAUUCAGCUACGAAGUUCAUCUCACGGACGCCCUCUAUCAAGGAUGUUUCAUCCGUCAGAGCAUAUGAUAGUCUGGAUAAUAUGCUCACUGACUCCGAGGUUGACGUUGUGUACAUUGCAUCACCGAACUCGUUCCACUAUGAGCAUGGCAUCAAGAGUCUAACAGCCGGCAAGCACAUCAUUGUAGAGAAGCCCUUUGUUUCCAAUGCCGAUGAAGUCAGGGGUCUGUACAAGCUUGCUGAUACGAACGGACUAUGCGUUAUUGAGGCCUGGCGUCACAUCCAAGAGCCUAACUUUCUGAAGCUGCAGAGUCUUCUUGACGAUGAAAAAGCAAGGGAGGACAAGUUCGGGCGGAUCUAUGGCGCCAAUAUUUCAUUAGCCGUGUACAACCCAGAGUACGCCAAAGCGCCGGAGGAUGGCAAAGAGGCCAAUAUCGUCCUGCCCAAGUUCAGCGGUGGGUGCUUAUGGGAUGUGGGCUGCUAUUCUGUUGCUUUUAUCUUUGCUCUCUUUGGGACACCGGCGAGUCAAACUUAUUUGCCCAUUACCAUUCGCACGGGAGUCGAUGGCGGAGGCAACAUGAUCUUCAAGUAUACCACAGAACGCUCCAAGCACAAACAGAAGUUUGUCGUGCACGCACAGUCUAGUAAACUCUACGUGUCACAUACACCUACAGAGAUCUACUGUGAGAAGGGCACCAUUCGGAUCAAUGGUGUAUCUAGCAUCACGGACAUUAACACGAUUGAAUUCAUUCCACAUGGUCAAACCACAGGUGAGGAAUUUGCAAACACAAAGCCAGAGUACAGCGGUUUACUCAACUUGACCUGGGAGGCGAGGGAAUUUGGACGAAUUAUUCAAGAGGGAGACAAAAAGGCCGAAGCCCGCCUAAGAGACUUGAGUCUUGAUAUUCUAAUUGCUAUGGAAGACAUGCGCAAGAACAAUGGUAUUUUCUUCGACUCCGACAAGUAG